Molecule: messenger RNA, 1203 nt
Organism: Cyphellophora attinorum
Lineage: Eukaryota; Fungi; Ascomycota; Eurotiomycetes; Chaetothyriales; Cyphellophoraceae
Product: putative glucan endo-1,3-beta-glucosidase eglC
Exons: 2
Coding region: 1-1203 (400 amino acids)
Biological process (GO): carbohydrate metabolic process; cell wall organization
Cellular component (GO): extracellular region; fungal-type cell wall; cell surface
Molecular function (GO): 1,3-beta-glucanosyltransferase activity; glucan endo-1,3-beta-D-glucosidase activity
Source: RefSeq, a predicted model, not a curated record
AUGAAGGGCUCACUCAUUUCCCUCGUCGGCGGUGCCUCCACGGCUCUGGCUGCGGUACGCGGUUUCAACUAUGCCGCUCAAGAAGCCACGCAAGAAAACUUCGAAGCAUCAUUCAAGCUUGCAGGCAGCUUGAGUGGUCUCGACAACUUCAACGGCGCCAGAUUAUAUACUAUGAUCCAAGAGGGCACCACCAACGAGCCCAUCCACGCGAUACCCGCAGCCAUCGACACAAAAUCCACACUACUUCUCGGUCUAUGGACCUCCGUUCCCCAAUCCGCCUUCGACAACGAGAUUACAGCUCUCAAGAACGCCAUCCAACAAUACGGCGACGACCUCAAGAAUAUGGUCACUGGUAUCUCUGUUGGCAGCGAGGAUCUUUACCGCAUCUCAGUCACUGGUCUCGCCAAUGAUCCCACCGCUGCUGGCCAGACCCCAGAUCAUCCGCGAAGCCAUCAAGGCACUGCCCUGGACGGCACACCGAUCGGCCACGUCGACACCUGGAACGCCUUCGUCAACUCUUCCAACGACAAGGUCAUCGCCGCCUGCGAUUUCCUCGGUCUGGACGAAUACCCCUACUUCCAAACCACCGACCCCAACUCGAUCGACAACGCUGCCAAUCUCUUCUUCGAGGCCUACGACAAGGUCAAGGCCGUCGCUCAGGGCGCAGAGCUCUGGGUCACAGAAGCUGGCUGGCCAGUUUCAGGGAAGCAGUCGGGCGCUGCGAUCACUGGAGUGGACAACGCGCAGACAUUCUGGCAGGAGGUGGCCUGCGAGCUGAUCAAGCGCAACAUCAACUUCUGGUGGUACAUGCUCCAGGACAAGGCCAGCCCAGACUUCAGCGUUGCUAGCGCCUCUGGCCAGCCGCUGUACAAUCUGGCCUGCAAUGCCAGCUCCGGAUACCACCCAACCACCAACAACUCAUCCUCUUCCUCCACAGCUCCAUCUAGCAGCAAAGCCACCGCUUCCAUGACUACCAUUUCCGGCACCAUCGUCACCACAAUCCCAACCGAGACCGGCGAGGCUGGCAGCCCCGGUGCCGCUAAUGCCGGCGCAGGUAGCCAGACUACAGGCGGCAGCGGCGCAACAGGCUCGAGCAGCAGCGCUUCAGCUUCGGGCUCGAGCUUCGCCGGCGCUGCAGGAAAGUCCCAGGCCAGCUUCAUUGGUCUCGUCCUCGCCGCAGCAGCUGCUGUGUUCGCCUUGUAG